Ruditapes philippinarum (Manila clam) is the source of this 704-nucleotide messenger RNA. RefSeq lists its product as uncharacterized. The transcript is spliced from 8 exons. Lineage: Eukaryota; Metazoa; Mollusca; Bivalvia; Venerida; Veneridae. Bases 66 to 704 code for a protein of 212 amino acids. The record is from RefSeq and is a predicted model, not a curated record.
UGAAUCUUUCAGAUAUUAGAUAUGUCGUUAUAGUUUUAACGACUUGUCACAUAUUUAGAGUAAUAAUGUGGGCUCUUACACUGACUGUAUUAUUUUACAUAUUGAUUGCAAUUGUUCAAGGUACACAAGGUGAUUUAUAUUGCUAUCAGUGUGCAGAUGUCUCCAAAGCACGUGACUGUAGCGUCGUCAAGAAAUGUGGACCGAAUCAGGUGUGUUAUUCAACUCAGAGCAUAACAAGCAAUGGUCAUAUAUACAGGAAAAUGGGAUGCAGAGAUGUAUCGCAAUGCAGUUCAACAACCGGCAUUGUUGGUAAACGAGUCUUGUUCGGUAGCGAAUUUUCAAAAGAUGUAACUGGUAUGGCUUUGAGAAGUUUAGGCGAUACUAUAUUAUGUGAUGCCUGUUGCCAUUCUAGCGUAUGUCAGCCCAAACUUUGUAAUGAUGAAGAUUAUAGGACGGAUAGAGGACCGAUAUGCUUCAAUUGUGACCAUCAGACUCGGAACAGUCCGUGUACGAGUGUUCAGGAAUGCGCUCGAGGUGACGCAUGCACUCUCAGCUUUGCUGCCGGAAGUCAUGACCUUUUACAAUCAAGCUGCAUGUCAAAACGUUUAAAUCCAAAAUCUGAAUCAACAUCGGCAUCACCUAUAAAUGAUAAAUCCAGCGGGAUCUUUCCAGAUCCCAAACGGACACAACUUGAUCCCACCUGA